CUCGCGCCCCGACUCCGCUCCCGACUCCGGCGCGCUCCCUGCGCCGCGCGCGCUCCCGCUCCGGCUCGUGCCCGCGCCUGGAGGGAGCCGCUCGCUUCAGCCGCGAGAGCCGAGCCGCCCGCAUCCUCCGCCGCAGCCCAGGCAUUACAAUGAACUGUAAAAGGUAUUUCGUCAGAGUGCUGCACCGUCUCCAGAAGGGGCCGGGGUACACGUACAAAGAGCUGCUGGUCUGGUACUGCGAUAACACCAACACGCAUGGACCCAAGCGCAUCAUCCGAGAGGGGCCAAAGAAAAAAGUCAUCUGGUUUUUCCUGACUCUGCUCUUCGCAUCUCUCGUCUUCUGGCAAUGGGGGAUCCUCAUCGACACAUACCUCUCCUACAGUGUCAGUUCCUCUCUCUCUAUAGGGUUUAAGACCAUGAACUUCCCAGCAGUCACAGUCUGCAAUGCCAGCCCCUACAAAUACUCCAAGGUGAGGCAUCUAUUGAAAGAGUUGGAUGAGCUCACUGAGGCAGCCCUGGAAAGGAUCCUGCAGUCCAAGCACGGGGACGCAAUCUCAGCUCCCCCACUAAACUCCAGUGAGACUGUUUCUCAGAGGUUAGACCUGAAGCUCUGGAACCAAAUCCCCUUGGUUCUGAUUGAUGAAAGUGACCCAGACCAUCCCGUCAUUAUCGAUCUCUUUGAGACCAACCAAAGUGGCUCAGGAACCCAACCCAACAAUUCCUCUCCUGCCCUGUCCAACGUGACGUCAGAAGCGAAGAAACACAAAGUGGCAGUGAAGCUAUGCCACCACACGGACACUCCCCAGUGCAUCUACUGGAACUUCACCAGCGCAGCCCAAGCGGUGACAGAAUGGUACAUUCUACAGUCCACUAGCAUCCUCGCCAAAGUCCCGCUGCAAGAGAGGAUCAGGAUGGGCUACCAGCCAGAGGACAUGAUCCUAGCAUGUCUGUACGGGGCAGAGCCCUGCAGCUACAGAAAUUUCACCCAGAUCUAUCAUCCUGACCAUGGCAACUGCUACAUCUUUAACUGGGGAAUGGAUGAGGAAGCCCUGAUUUCUUCCAACCCGGGAGCAGAGUUUGGGCUGAAGUUAAUUCUGGACAUCAGCCAACAAGACUACAUUCCCUACCUCACAUCUACUGCUGGGGCCAGGCUUAUGCUGCAUGAGCAGAAGAGUUUCCCGUUUCUUAAAGACCAGGGCAUCUAUGCCAUGUCUGGGACAGAAACCUCUAUCGGCGUAUUAGUGGAUGAACUUGAGCGGAUGGGUUAUCCCUACAGCGACUGCACUAUGAAUGGGUCAGAUGUCCCUGUAAAAAAUCUUUAUAACGAAUAUAACACCUCCUACUCCAUACAGGCUUGUCUGCGCUCCUGUUUCCAAGCUCAGAUGUUUGAAAAUUGUGGGUGUGGCCACUAUCUGUUUCCUUUACCUGAAGGGGUAAAUUAUUGCAACAAUGAAGAUGAUCCAGACUGGGCAUAUUGCUAUUCUUCACUGAGAUCAAGUAUAAGACACAGGCAGUUUUGUAUUGACUCUUGUAAGGAAACGUGCAACGACACUCAGUACAAGAUGACCAUAUCGAUGGCAGACUGGCCGUCUGAGGCUUCCGAGGACUGGAUUUUCCAUAUUUUGUCCUAUGAAAGAGAUCUGUCAACAAAUGUGACUCUGGACAGAAAUGGGAUCAUCAAGCUAAAUAUUUACUUCCAAGAGUAUAACUACAGAACCAUCUCGGAAUCUGCGGCUACAACCAUUGUGUGGCUCCUGUCAAGCUUGGGCGGCCAGUUUGGGUUCUGGAUGGGGGGCUCGGUGCUGUGCCUCAUUGAAUUUGGAGAAAUCAUCAUUGACUUUCUAUGGAUCACCAUAAUUAACAUCAUCAGCUGGUGCAAAGGCCUGAAGCAGAAACGAGCCCGGGCCCAGUACCCAGACACACCUCCGACAGUGUCAGAGCUGGUGGAGGCACACACCAAUCUUGGGUUCCAACAUGAGGACACCAACAUCACCCCCCGUGAUGAAGUUCCUCCCCCUGGAGCACUCCCACCAGAGCCAGGCACCCCACCACCCAACUAUGACUCCCUGCGUGUAGACCCACGGGCUGGCAUUGACUCGGACAGCGAUGCAGAGGCCAGUUAAGAAGCACAGAAUAUUGCACUGCACUUGGCCACCUGACCCUUGUAACUGACUCUGCACCAUGCUCUGCUCGUUAGGAGAGCUGCAGAGGCUAAAAAAGCCACAAAGCUCAUUUUAAAGAAAUUCCACCCAUAAAGCAUGGGGGGGCAUUGACUUUACUGUAUAACAUGUGCGUAAUUCAAUACUGCAAUCUAUUCCAUUCUAAGACACACUACUGAUUUUUUUUCUGCAAGUUCCUCCCCCACGCACACUUGUAUCUAGAAAGUGCUUAUUUGCAUGCUGUUUCUGUGAUCAAUAGCUUCUCAUAGAAUGACUGUGAUAAACGAAUCGUGCUACUAGGUAUACGAGUAUGAUACCAGAAUAAAGGCUGUCGCAAUGACAACAGGAAAUUUAUUAUAUGAGAGGAAAGUCACAAAGGAAAGACUGAGGCUGGCUUGCAGUAGGAAGAGAUUGGGACGUCCAUGGCAUGAAAGUCUGACGGGCUUUGCUCUACGGGGUAGAGCUUUAGAAACUGAAAAGUACAAACUAGAGUCUGUUCUAUACUAGUCUGUUUCUGCACAGCUAGCCUGCAAGUAACAGAACUGAAGUGACCCUCCCUUUUUAUCUUUUUCUAAGGUCUUCUCAACUCUCAAUAUUUCUGCCUCCAAUUAACCAGCAGUAUAAACAGUGACCUACUCCAGAUACAAGUUGUGUUGGCUGCUUGCUGGAGCCCGUAUGCUUUUUGUUUGCACUCCUAUGCUCACUGCUCUGAUUUUUUGUAAUUAGUUUCCUGCAGAUGGGCACAUUUGUUAAUAUAUGUUAGAGGUAAACAGUUCAGAUUCCAAUAAAGAUACAAGCACGUCUACCAUGGGUGGAGUGACAGGUCACCUAACAGUAUCAUUCUUGGCAAAAACCACCAGCUAUCAUUGCUGAGUUUCCUGGUGGCA
Molecule: messenger RNA, 3046 nt
Organism: Mauremys mutica (yellowpond turtle)
Lineage: Eukaryota; Metazoa; Chordata; Testudines; Geoemydidae
Gene: SCNN1B
Product: sodium channel epithelial 1 subunit beta
Exons: 13
Coding region: 150-2123 (657 amino acids)
Biological process (GO): sodium ion transmembrane transport
Cellular component (GO): membrane
Molecular function (GO): ligand-gated sodium channel activity
Source: RefSeq, a predicted model, not a curated record